CCAAGGCGCGCUUGCUAACUCGACUCCGGUGCUUCCCGGCGGCGGAAGACCCGCGAAGCACAGGAAGCUCUGAAACCUGACGUUUGGAGGGAAGCCAGCUGCCACUGUCUGUUCAUCCGGUGUGAAUAUCCACACCUCUUGCUGCAGGAGCCCCUGGGGGUGCAGAUAACUCAUGAUUCUGAACUCCGGAAGACAUCAGACCCCAAGAACUCCAGAAGAGAUCAGAACCUAUGUCUUGAUCCAUUAAAAACCACUCAUGGGAAGACUUCAUAAGCUAAGACACAUCAACUUCCCACGAGGUGAUCUGAAAUGGCAUGAUCACCUCUGCUGUGGAACAGAGAACUAAGAAAGUGCCCACUGCCAGUUCCAGGAGGAGGGUCAGCCCACUGCCAGUUCCAGGAGGAGGGUCAGCGGACAUUUUAGGGGAGACUGAAGAACCUGGAGCUCACUGCCGUGGAAGGAUCUGACGUCCAUGUGAGGAUGCUGGCAGCCCCUAUCAAUCCAGCUGACAUAAAUAUGAUCCAAGGGAACUAUGGCCUCCUUCCCAAGCUGCCUGCUGUUGGAGGGAAUGAAGGUGUUGGACAAGUGGUGGCUGUGGGCAGCAGUGUAUCUGGACUGAAGCCAGGAGAUUGGGUGAUCCCAGCAAAUCCCGGUUUAGGAACCUGGCGGACUGAGGCCCUGUUCAGUGAGGAAGAACUGAUCGGCAUCCCUAAGGACAUCCCACUCCAGAGUGCCGCCACCCUCAGUGUCAACCCCUGCACAGCCUACAGGAUGCUGCUGGACUUCGAACAGCUGCAGCCAGGAGACUCUGUCAUCCAGAAUGCGUCCAACAGUGGAGUUGGGCAAGCAGUCAUCCAGAUCGCCUCAGCCCUUCGCCUAAAGACCAUCAAUGUGGUCCGAGACAGACCUGAUAUCCAGAUGCUAACUGACAGACUGAAGAGUCUGGGAGCUGACUAUGUCCUCACAGAAGAGGAACUAAGGAUGCCCGAGACAAAAACCAUCUUCAAGGAGCUGCCCCUGCCCCGACUGGCUCUCAACUGUGUUGGUGGGAAGAGUUCCACAGAGCUGCUCCGGCACCUAGCGCCUGGAGGAACCAUGGUGACCUAUGGGGGAAUGGCCAAGCAGCCCGUAACAGCCUCUGUGAGCCUGCUCAUUUUUAAGGACCUCAAACUUCGGGGCUUCUGGUUGUCCCAAUGGAAGAAGAACCACGGUCCAGAUGCGUUCAAGGAGCUGAUUCUCACUCUGUGUAACCUCAUCCACCAAGGCCAGCUCACGGCCCCGACCUGUUCUGAGAUUCCACUGCAGGACUACCAGAAGGCCUUGGAAGCCUCCAUGAAGCCCUUUGUGUCUUCCAAGCAGAUUCUCACCAUGUGAUCCUCAUCCCAGAGGACCAGGGGGAAGCAGGAGAGCAGACCAGUAAGACUGGCUGGCUGCCGGCCCUCCAUGAGGAUCCAGUCUUUCCCAGACUGCCUUCUGCUCACUGCCUCUUCCCACGAGGAGGGUGAGGAGCCAGCCCUGGUGCCCUAAUAAAGCCCGAACUUUCUGAGGAAAGGUUAUCCCUGUGGAGGAAUGCUGUGCACCUGCUGCCUCCCAGCACUGAGAAGCUCCUGCCCUGCCUCAUCCCCAGUUCUCAUAGUCACUGCCUGCCUGAGUACCCUGAGAGCAGAAGCUGAUCGACUGCUGCCCCAUGCAGAGGUCACUAUCUGCCCUCAACAGUGUGAGUCCUAGAGUCUGGCAGAAGGGGAAAGGUGGUUAACUUCUCCCAGUGUGUGUGACUCUGGCCAGGACAAGGGGAUCUGCUGCCAAGGUGAGUGCCAGGCUGAGAUCAUUAAAGCUUAAGAGACAGGGGACACAGGAUCUCAGGUGUCCAGGCCACCUUCAAGAAACCUCCCUUGUAACCAAGGGAAUAAACACCACACCUGUGGUUCUCGGCCAGGGCCAUUUUUAACCCCAGAGGGACCACCGCUUGGGGAGGGAGUUGUUAUUUGCCUCAACUGUGUAGAGAUCAGUACUGUUAACUAUUUUACAGCCAGGUAAGGUAAUACACACCUGUAAUCCCAGCAACCAGCAGGCUUAAGUCAGAUGGAUUGCCACGAUUUGGAAGUUAGCUUGGGCUAUAUAACAAGACUGUGUCUCAACCUUUUUUUCUUACCAAGAGGGCUGAGAGUAUAGUUUAGUGACAGAGUGCUUAUCUAGCAGGCAGCAGGCCUUGGGUUCCAUCCCAGUAACUAUCAAAAGAACAGCUACAUCACACAGGACCCCCUCCCAAAGAAUCCUCCUGCCCAAAAGGUUCCCGGUGCUGCUAUUGAGAACCCCUGCAUUCAGCCCCCAAGCAGACCACUGUGCCUGGUGCUCUGCAGAAGGCAUGUGGGCUGUAGACACCUGGGGUCUGGGCAAGGCUUGCUCGAGGUGUAUGGUGACAGACCAGCCGAAAAAUGAGUUGGUUUCAUCCAAGAAGAGUCUUACUUUCUGGUG
Onychomys torridus (southern grasshopper mouse) is the source of this 2475-nucleotide messenger RNA. RefSeq names its product mitochondrial trans-2-enoyl-CoA reductase (gene Mecr). The transcript has 11 exons. Gene Ontology annotation, cellular component: mitochondrion. Gene Ontology annotation, molecular function: trans-2-enoyl-CoA reductase (NADPH) activity. The record is from RefSeq and is a predicted model, not a curated record. Gene Ontology annotation, biological process: fatty acid metabolic process. Bases 481 to 1374 code for a protein of 297 amino acids. Lineage: Eukaryota; Metazoa; Chordata; Mammalia; Rodentia; Cricetidae.